UUAUUCAGUUGUUGAUAUUUAGCUUUGGGACUUCAAGGAGGUUCAUAGCAAAUUCAGUUUCUUAUAAAGUUUAUGAACAUAUGACGCUAUUUUACUUGAUAUACAUAAUCAGAUGCAUACUGAUGCUCAUUGCUUUAACAUGCAUAUAAUGCUUGCCAAGAUCAAGCAUGUUGGCUAUUUGAUAUUGUCUCCUGUCCAUUUUCUGCAGCCAAAAUGCCAUUUAUCUUGAGGAGAAGGAAAAGAAGGAAAAGGAAAUGAGGAAUCAGAUUAUCACUGAAGCUGAGGAGUAUAUACGAGCAUUUUAUGAGAAACGGAAGCUCAAUUGUGAGUCCAACAAAGCUAACAACCGAGAAAGGGAGAAAUUGUACCUGGCCAACCAAGAGAAAUUUCACAAAGAAGCUCACAAACAAUACUUUAAAGCAAUUGCAGAGAUUAUACCCCGUGAGGUCCCUAAUAUUGAGAAGAGGCGAGGCAAGAAGGAGGAGGAGAAGAAGCCUUCAGUUUCAGUCAUCCAGGGCCCAAAGCCUGGGAAACCCACUGACCUGUCUAGAAUGCGCCAACUUUUUCUCAAGCUGAAGCAGAACCCUCCACCACAUAUGUUACCUCCUCCUGAGAAAGACAAAGAUGGUAAAGAUGGAAAGGAAGGAAAGGAUGCAAAGGAUACGAAGGAAGGAAAGGACGCCAAGGAUACGAAGGAAGGAAAGGAUGCCAAAAAUGAAAAGAUUUCCACACCAAAGGAGGCUAAGGAUGGAAAAAGUGAGAAAAUUGCCACGCCAAAGGCCACUAAGGAUGCCAAAAAUGAGAAAAGCCCUAUAGGAAAGGCAGCUAAUGAUGCCAAGAACGAGGAAAGUGCAGCCCAACAAGGAUCUCCAGCUGCUGCAAUUGACAAGCUUGUUUCACCAGUCAAGGAUGCUGCGCUACAAGGAUCUCCAAGUGCUGCUAUUGACAAGCUUGUUUCACCAGUCAAGGAUGCUGCACAACAAGGAUCUCCUGCCGCUGCUAGUGUUGGUACUCCAAAAGGACCAAAGGCGGAUACACCAACUUCAAUCGAAGGCGGAAAAGUUGCAGAAAGUGAUUCUACAUAAACUGCAUAAUUUAGUUCUUGAUAAUGCAUUUUCUCUUCUAGCCUAAUUAGUUUUCAUUAUGCUUGUCUGGAGUCAUUAUCAUUCAUUCAUUCUUUUUACCUUGUUGUUCUAUGUCUAGUUACAAAUAAGUGUGAUUGACCUUUUGAGGACAUACAGCCAGGGGCUUUCUUCCUGAUGCGUUUUAGGCUUGUUUUUUUUUUUUUUUUUUUUUUUUUUUUUUUGCUUAGACACACGAUGAGUUUGUUUUUUUCCUUUCCCCUUAUACCAUUGGGAGCAACUAUUGUAGCAGGAAUUUCAGCUUGUUAUUUGUGUGCUUCGAAGUUCUUGGUUUAUAAUGUGCAUGAGUUCCUGGCAUAGAACUGUAAUUCCAUGAAUAUUUGAU
Lycium ferocissimum is the source of this 1467-nucleotide messenger RNA. Its product is annotated as clathrin light chain 1-like. Gene Ontology annotation, molecular function: clathrin heavy chain binding; structural molecule activity. The transcript has 2 exons. Bases 255 to 1085 code for a protein of 276 amino acids. Lineage: Eukaryota; Viridiplantae; Streptophyta; Magnoliopsida; Solanales; Solanaceae. Gene Ontology annotation, biological process: clathrin-dependent endocytosis; intracellular protein transport; clathrin coat assembly. Gene Ontology annotation, cellular component: clathrin coat of coated pit; clathrin coat of trans-Golgi network vesicle; plasma membrane. The record is from RefSeq and is a predicted model, not a curated record.